UUUUGGAUCCGGUUCGCGGUAAAAUACCCACUCCCUAGAAAACGGGUUCAGACUUCAGAGGCUCCAUUUCAAGACCGCCGCCCUUUCAAUUCUGAACGACGACGUUUCCGUUAGGUUCACAGAUUAUAAACACAGCCUUGGUUUCAUUACUACUUCCCUUCUUCUGUUCUGGGUUUGAUUUUUAAAAGGACAAUAAUCAUUUUCUUUGUGCUCUCCGCGGCCGAUGAACUUUCUCAAUGUACUUUUGCCUGCCAAACGUGUAGUUGGUGGUGUUAACAAGCGCUGUAGAGCAAGAUGUUCUUCCUUUUUCCAUUCAUCAACAGAAUCCUCAGUGGAAGUUCAUUCUCAGGAGCAGGAAGUAGUCAUUGCUCUGGGAAGCAAUGUCGGUAACAGAGUUUAUAAUUUUGAUGAAGCGUUGCUGUUGAUGAAGAAAUCUGGAAUAAAUAUCACAAGGCAUAGUUGCUUGUAUGAAACUGAACCGGCCUAUGUAACUAAUCAACCUUGCUUUCUCAACUCUGCAGUUAGAGGUGUUACAAAACUUGGGCCACAUGAACUCUUGAGGACACUAAAGAAAAUUGAGAAGGACAUGGGUCGCACUGGUGGUAUAAGGUAUGGUCCAAGGCCAAUUGAUUUGGAUAUAUUGUUCUAUGGAAGAUUCAGUAUUCAUUCUGAGGUACUUAUGGUCCCUCAUGAGAGAAUUUGGGAGAGACCAUUUGUGCUAGCCCCAUUGUUAGAUUUAAUGGGAUCAGCUGUUGAAAGUGAUACAGUUGCUUGCUGGCAUUCAUUUUCACGACAGCCCAGUGGCCUUUUUGACAUGUGGGAGAAAUUGGGUGGUGAUUCCCUGAUCGGAAAGGAAGGAAUAAAAAGAGUUUUACCCUUAGGAGAUCGCUUAUGGGACUGGUCUCAGAAGACCUCUGUCAUGGGUAUCCUUAAUUUGACCCCAGAUAGUUUUAGUGAUGGAGGAAAGUUCCAAUCAGUGGAUGCUGCAGUUUCUCAGGUUCACUUGAUGAUAUCAGAAGGAGCAGAUAUGAUUGAUAUUGGUGCACAAUCCACACGGCCUAAUGCCAUUCGAAUUUCUGCUGAAGAAGAAUUAGAGAGAUUGAUCCCUGUUUUAGAAGCUAUUAAAAAAAUGCCUGAGACGGACGGGAAGCUCAUCUCUGUUGAUACUUUUUAUUCAAAAGUUGCUUCAGAGGCAGUUAGCAACGGGGCUCAUAUUGUUAAUGAUGUCUCUGCUGGGCAGUUUGACCCUGACAUGUAUGGGGUUGUUGCUGGUCUUAAGGUUCCAUAUGUUGCAAUGCAUAUGAGAGGACCAUCCACAAUGCAGAACGAGGAGAACUUGAAGUAUGAUGACGUUUGUAAGCAGGUUGCUUCUGAGUUGUACUUGAGAGUUAGGGAUGCUGAAUUAUCAGGUAUCCCAGCUUGGAGAAUUAUUAUUGACCCUGGAAUUGGAUUUUCAAAGAACGAACAUAAUUUGGACAUUCUUCUUGGGUUAUCAGCCAUACGAAAAGAGAUUGCAAGUAAGAGUUUGGCUGUGUCUCAUUCUCCUGUGUUGAUUGGACCUUCCAGAAAGAGAUUUUUAGGUGAAAUUUGCAAUCGUCCUGCUGCUGUUGAGAGAGAUCCUGCAACUGUUGCUUCCAUUUCUACUGGGGUUUUAGGAGGUGCAAACAUUGUAAGGGUACAUAAUGUGAGAGACAAUUUAGAUGCCGUGAAGCUCUGUGAUUCAAUGUUAACACGCAGGAGAUCUCGUGGUUGAUUAAGAUUGGAUGAUUUUUCGAUUGUUCUUCGUUCUAUUUCCGACCAGUUUGAGUCAUUGAUUCAAGACAAAAGGCUAUGACGAUGAUAAGGCCAUAAGUGGGACCAUGAGAUCCUCAUUAAAUAUCAGCUAAACACAGUCGUGUGUACUCAAAACAGCACAUAAAGUUUCAGCAUUAAUUUUUGUUUUUUUUUUAACUCUUUUAUCACCAAGCUCUCAUCAACUUUUUCUGUAACAUUUUUACUUUAAAGCAAUAUGCAACUUUGUAAUUCACCGCAAAUUCAUAUGUACUUCGUAAUUGGAAUUUUGGAACAACCGAAUUCAGUGAAGAUACUUUAGUUGAUUUGAGGAA
Mangifera indica (mango) is the source of this 2105-nucleotide messenger RNA. RefSeq names its product folate synthesis bifunctional protein, mitochondrial-like. The record is from RefSeq and is a predicted model, not a curated record. Gene Ontology annotation, molecular function: 2-amino-4-hydroxy-6-hydroxymethyldihydropteridine diphosphokinase activity; dihydropteroate synthase activity. Gene Ontology annotation, biological process: tetrahydrofolate biosynthetic process. Lineage: Eukaryota; Viridiplantae; Streptophyta; Magnoliopsida; Sapindales; Anacardiaceae.